Molecule: messenger RNA, 1253 nt
Organism: Schizosaccharomyces japonicus yFS275
Lineage: Eukaryota; Fungi; Ascomycota; Schizosaccharomycetes; Schizosaccharomycetales; Schizosaccharomycetaceae
Product: ubiquinol-cytochrome-c reductase complex subunit 8
Exons: 6
Coding region: 199-1038 (279 amino acids)
Cellular component (GO): membrane; mitochondrial inner membrane
Source: RefSeq, a predicted model, not a curated record
GCUUGAACCAAACUUUAACAGUAUAAUGACGCAUAACCGAAAACUUUAAAGGCCACGUGGCCUUACACAUCAUGACGUAUGCCCGACAAAAGCCUGCUGCAGCACAGAAAUAUGUAAGAGAAACUGCUGUACAACAACGACAAGAAGCUCAAUCACACUCUAAACAGGCUUUGAAACGAGUUGGAAUUCUCGUCAAAAAUGGCAGCUUGGACACGUUGGAUACGAAACAGUUUGUUUCCCAUUGUUUCAUGUGACGCUGAUGAUCAAGAGGAUACUGAAAAAUUACCGGAUGAAGCUGUAAACGUGCCUUCCAAAAAGGCCUCAGAAACACAGUUGGAUGAUGAGGGUCACGGAGGUACUGGAUCAAAAGAAUCCCAGCGAAUGGCACUUUCAAAACAAGGUCAUAAUCCUCCCGAAAACGCUAAGGACUUGAGUACUAAACUGGGCUCAAAUAAACAGGAGGACACUCAAAAAGAAUCCUCUGAAGAGAGGAAUGAAGCUGCGACAACAGAGGCAACUGAAGAGGCGCCAAAAGAAGAGUCCGCUGACGAACAGCAAGAACCUCCUGAAGAGGAGCCAGCUGCAGAAGAGGAAGACGAAGCUCAGCAGCACACGGAGACAGCUGCAGACGGUCCCGCCACUGGUGAAACCGCCGAAACGCAGGCAGACAAGGAAACUUCCAAAGAGGAACAACCGGAAGAGGAACCGACAGAAGAAAGUGAGGAACAGGAAGGAAGCGAAGAAGAUGGAGAAGAAGAAAAGGAAGAAGAAGGAAGCGGUGAAAACGAAGAGGGAACCGAAGAAGAAGAAGAAGAAGAAGAGCCAGAACUCGUCGACCCUCUAGAGCAUUUCACGGAAGUUUGCAUGAAUUCACCCCAAUGCGUUCACGAAAAAGAGGUAUUUGACGAAUGUGUUGCUCGUGUAACGAAAAAGGAAGAAGAAGGGGAUACUUCUGAGAACUGUAUUGAAGAGUUUUUCCAUCUGUACAAAUGUGCAAGAAACUGUGCGAUGCCAAAAGCUUUUGCAGAGUUGAAAUAGUUUUGUCACUUGGUCCUCCCUCCCUUACAUGACCUUUUUCGUUUGCCGUUCCUUCCUUUCUGUAACACUAAGGGGUUUUAUCUACUCUUUAUUUACCUGUAGCGAAUCUUUUAACGACAUGUCAAAUAAUGAAUGUUAAUGUUUUUUUUUUGUAAUGAAUUUAAAUUACCAAGGCGGCCAAAAAUCGUUUCACCAAUUUAAUCGGACCCGCCCUG